Messenger RNA from Rotaria sp. Silwood2, 789 nucleotides. The record is from the annotation of a GenBank genome assembly. NCBI's taxonomy places the organism in Eukaryota, Metazoa, Rotifera, Eurotatoria, Philodinida, Philodinidae.
AUGCUUCAACGACCUAUUAUUGUCUUUUCCGAAGAUGUCAUUCGAAAUAAAUACGGUGAAGCAAUUUCAAUCAAUGAUUUGCUGGGAAUCUAUCUACCGAUUUUGUGUUCAUCGAGCGAAUGUGUUCGUGAACCUAUUGUCUUGGCCUAUGACCAGUCGCAUUUUUGUCCAUUACAAAUGAGCGAUGAAGAAUAUCGAAUUUCGCCAACAACCAAGCGUAAAUACGAGCUUGAAAACUUAAUUCCACUUUAUCAAUCAAUUGAUGAAGCACACCGACAGAAUCUCUUGCCUGUUCAUUUCCUGAAAAAUGACAUCGCACCAGAACAAACGAAACAGUUGCUUCAUGAUUAUCUACAAGUGAAAACAAUCUAUCUUCGUAAAGACAGAACUCUCAUGGAUAUACCGAUUGAUUGUGCUCAGCUUGGCACCACAAAUCUUGAGCCACGUAAAAACUUUUUCAUGUUGUAUCAAAGAUAUAUGGUCGACUUUUAUGAAACACGAAAAAAGGAAAUGCAAAUGAAAACAGUUGCAGAAGAGCGUGAAGAAAAACAAAAGCAGCAACAUCGCUCUACCUCUAUUCAACGAUCCCCUAGAAUAGACCCAUCUGCAUCGCCACGAACGCAAACUACGAUACCUUCGUCAUCACAUUCCGACACCAUUAAGGAACCAAGCAGUAAGAAUACUACUAAUCCUGCGGUCAAUCUCGUUUUUGAACACAAAUCUUCAGACAACAGUUCUAUGACAAAUGUAGGAUUAUUAUUGAUAAACUCAUCAUCAUUAGCCGUUUAG